This is a messenger RNA of Polyodon spathula (Mississippi paddlefish), 1413 nucleotides long. RefSeq names its product stimulated by retinoic acid gene 8 protein homolog. Gene Ontology annotation, molecular function: protein dimerization activity. Bases 1 to 1134 code for a protein of 377 amino acids. Lineage: Eukaryota; Metazoa; Chordata; Actinopteri; Acipenseriformes; Polyodontidae. The transcript is spliced from 9 exons. Gene Ontology annotation, biological process: meiotic cell cycle; cellular response to retinoic acid. The record is from RefSeq and is a predicted model, not a curated record.
AUGGAGUGCUCAGCCAGUGAUUCCAGUCAGCUCAGGUGUGGGUGUGAUGGAGGCGCCUGUGGGGCACAUUUGCAGCUAGAGGAUGCCCAGCGUGAGCGGCGCCGCCUCCUGCAGGCGCGUCACCGGGCAACCCUUGCAGGGCUGUUUGACAACUUGAGGGAAGUGGUCUGCCCCGUCGCGAACAAGGCACCCACAAAGUGGCAGGUUCUGCGCAGAGCAGCGAGCUACAUGCAGCAGCAGGAGAGAAGGCUCAGCAGGUUAUUGAGGCUGAAAGAGGUGUUCCAGCUGGAUGAUGGGGGCCCGUGCAGUUUGGAGGAAGUGAGGCGGGAGUACAUGAGUCUUUAUUCUGACUGCAGCCCUAAAUCCACAGUAAAGCUGGUUAUUGAAAAGGGUUCUGCCACAGCAGAUCCACUGAGGAACGAUGACAGGGAAAUCUUGGACAGCAAUGGGGAUUUGACCCCCUUUCAGUCCCCAAUUACCUCCUCUCCAUCCAUCAUAGAAUUUGAGGGUUACCUGUACUUCUAUAAGCAGACACUGGACCUGCUGGUGAGGAAAGGAGUGCUGACUCCAGAGCAGACCGACCUCCCGGUUGUGUCAGAGGCCAUCUCAGGACUGUGGGGCACCCUGCCGGGGGACAGGAAGGCAGUGUUCCAGAGCUGCAGUCAGGAGCAGGCCGCCUCAACUUGGCAAAGUUCUGAUAUGGAGCUCCCUUACUGGGAGGGGCAGCUUGACUCCUCAGAGAUCAAGAGCCAGGGGGCCUCAGGAUCCUCAGGAUCAACCUUCGAGGAGGAGCUGUUACAGGAUGCUUAUGAUGUGGUUCAGAAGGAAAUGGCUUCCGUCUCUGGAGACAGACCUCUUAAUAAAAUUAACACAAAUCUUAUGUGGGAAAAGCACCCACCGCCCUCAUUUCUUAAAAAUACUGAUAUUUUUAUUUCCUUUGCUUUCAGCCCAGUGUUUGGUUCCAGAAAUCGUAAAACUAUUGAGGAGCUGACUGAGCUUUACAGACAGAUUCUAGGUUUUGUAAAGUCCAGGUUGCAUAUGGAGCCUGAUGUCUCCCAGGAGUUGUCCUUGUAUGUGGACUAUGAGACCGUUUUUCUCAGAUGCACGGAAACAUUUGAUGAUGAAGACCUUUGAACCCCUGUGAAACAAGCUUUAUUAAUAGUUUGAGUAAAAACUGUAGAUGUAAUUGUAAUGUUUGGUUUGUUUUAUCUAAUAGUUUACCUUUUAUGAUGAUUAACGUCCAAUGCGAAGGACGAGGCAGGUUUUAAACCUCAGCCUGCAGUAGAAAGAUAUAUUGGUCGAAUAUGAUAGCUGUGGAUAAAUGACACACUCAUGGAAUUAUUGGAGGUUAGUGAAUUCAUUUAAAUAGUAAUUAAAACAAAAAUGUUACAAAUGCUGGUUUCAAGGUGUAGA